Cataglyphis hispanica is the source of this 1254-nucleotide messenger RNA. RefSeq names its product odorant receptor 10a-like. NCBI's taxonomy places the organism in Eukaryota, Metazoa, Arthropoda, Insecta, Hymenoptera, Formicidae. Gene Ontology annotation, molecular function: odorant binding; olfactory receptor activity. Gene Ontology annotation, biological process: detection of chemical stimulus involved in sensory perception of smell; sensory perception of smell. The transcript is spliced from 7 exons. The record is from RefSeq and is a predicted model, not a curated record. Bases 1 to 1182 code for a protein of 393 amino acids. Gene Ontology annotation, cellular component: plasma membrane.
AUGCAGACUCAAAAAGAUUUGGAUCAUGCAGCUGAGGUGCUGUUAUGGAACAAACAAUUAAUGUCGAUGUUGGGUCUUUGGCCUUUCCGGACUAAUAAUUUUAUAUUCUUUAUUAAUUUUGGCUACUUCAGUUUUCUUAUGAUUCUAGAGUAUUUGGAUUUGUUUCUUUUUAUCAAUGAUCUUGAACACGUGAUCAUGAACUUAACAGAGAACAUGGCAUUUUCACAAAUAUUUGUACGAAUGAGUAUGUUACGAUUAUAUAACUGUGAAAUAGGUGAAGUCAUAACAGAAGCUAUGAAGGACUUUGAUAAAAUGAGUUAUAAAACCGCCGAAGAAAUCAAGACAUUUAUCACAUAUAAUGCUAAGUCAAAGAUCUUUGUUAAGCUGUUGAUUGUGUUCAUCGCGUUGACAGCUUCGUCAUAUUAUUUAACUCCAAUUAUAAUUAUACUCGGAACUGGACUCCCUAAAAUAGUAAUAAAUGAAAACAUGACUCAAGUAAUUUACUUAUUGCCGUAUCGCUUUCAUCUAUUUUAUGCAGUCGAGAACAUGCGUACUUACAUGAUUACUUACGCUUUAGAAUUACCAUUUGUUUUUGUCAGUGGUUUCGGGCAAAGCGCAGCUGAUUGUAUUAUGGUCACCCUUGUUUUUCAUAUUUGCGGACAAAUGUCAGUUUUAGCUUCGCGCAUUAACAAUAUAAAUUCCGAUCUCCUCAGUUGCAGACGCGAAAUGCGACAUGUGGUGCGGAUGCAUAUACGGCUACUACGGAUGGGGAAAUCAAUAGAGAAGGCAUUUAGCAUAACAUUGUUGGCUCAUCUUUUCGGAGCUACUUCUCUGGUGUGCAUUCUUGGUUAUCAAAUUUUGACGAAUUUUGCUAAAGGUGAAAGAGGAGUACUUGUUACCUUUUUGAUAUUCCAAUUCUUAGUCCUGCUAAUACUGUACGCUCAUUGCACUGUUGGUGAAAAUCUUUUAACUGAGAGUGCUAAGAUAUGUGCAGCGUUUUACGAAUGCCAUUGGUACAAUAUGCCAAUGGAAAAUGCACGGAUGAUAAUACUAUGCAUGGCAAGAUCACAAAAACCGCUCUGUUUAACAGCUGGCAAAUUUACUACAUUUUGUCUCAGCACUUUAACUGACGUUUUGAAAGCAGCAAUGGGAUAUUUGUCAGUACUGCGUUCCUUUUUGUAACAUCAUCAAAAUAAAGCAAUUUCAGAGAAGUAACAUAAGAGUAAUUUAUAAAUUAAUUAUGAUCAAGAAUAG